GUAAUCAUUAUGCGAACUUAUCCUCAUCCAAAUAUUGUUGAAAUGUUUGGUUCUUAUUUAAUCGGUAAUGAAUUAUGGGUAGCUAUGGAAUAUUUAGAAGGUGGUGCAUUAACCAAUAUUGUUACACGUACAUUAAUGUCAGAGAAACAAAUAGCCACUGUCUGUCGUGAUGUUCUUCGUGCAUUGGCAUUUCUUCAUGAUCAUGGUAUUAUUCACAGAGAUAUCAAGUCGGAUUCUAUUUUAUUAUCAAUCAAUGGACGCGUAAAACUUUCUGAUUUUGGAUUUUGUGCAAGAGUUUCUCCUGAUCAUCCACGAAGGCGUAGUCUUGUAGGAACACCAUAUUGGAUGUCACCUGAAGUGAUCAGUCGUUUACCUUAUAACACCUCAGUUGAUGUAUGGUCAAUGGGUGUUUUACUCAUAGAAAUGGUUGACGGUGAACCGACAUUUUUCAAUGAACCUCCAUUGCGUGUUAUGCGGCAUAUUCAAAGAGAUGCUAUUCCUCAUUUAAUGUAUCCUCACAAGGUAUGAAUGGUUAUAGUUAGCUUAUAGUUGUUCAAUAUUUG
Molecule: messenger RNA, 563 nt
Organism: Schistosoma turkestanicum
Lineage: Eukaryota; Metazoa; Platyhelminthes; Trematoda; Strigeidida; Schistosomatidae
Source: the annotation of a GenBank genome assembly